AUGGCCUAUCUCGGCCCUUCAGCAGCAAAUCAACCUCCCUCCGAUUUUGCCCAAAUUCACCAACCCGCUGUGCCGUCGCAACCUCUCGACGACACUCCUGCCGCCACCAUGGACCAAGAAACUUCCAUUACUCAGAAGAUGCUGUCUGCCGUCUCUGGCAGCAUCUUGACCUCUCUACUUGUCACCCCUCUUGACGUCGUGCGUGUCCGACUACAAGCUCAAUCCGGUCCGUCUUCCCUCAAUGCUUCUACCCAACCCUCCUUCGCACGCCUGCCUCCCAAUCUCGGCAUAUCCGCCUGUUGCAGAGAAAUCUACUACGUCCCCAACCAGAGCCCAUAUUGCAUGGCCUCGUCCGCUGGUCUUACUGUCGACGAAAUGCUUAUUUCUCAAUGUGCGGCAGAGGAGACUGAGCGAAGAACUUUCAACUCAACCAUUGAUGGUCUAAAGAAGAUUGCACGGAAUGAAGGUCUUACAACCCUAUGGCGCGGCUUGAGUCCCACCCUGCUCAUGUCCGUCCCUGCCAACGUUAUCUAUUUUGCUGGCUACGACUGGUUGCGAGCGAAUCCCCGCAGUCCCAUGAAAGAUCGCGUAUCCGACAACUACGCUCCCCUCAUCGCUGGUUCCAGUGCCAGAGUACUCGCCGCCUUCGUCGUUAGCCCAAUCGAAAUGUUCCGUACGCGUAUGCAAGCCAGCCAUCCUGAGGCUGCUUCGCCCACUGGUGUGUUCAGAGACACACUAUCCGGAGUUCAAGACAUGGUCAAAUCAGAUGGAUACCGCGCAUUAUGGAGAGGCCUCGGUCUGACCCUUUGGCGAGAUGUGCCUUUCUCUGCCUUGUACUGGUGGGGUUACGAAUAUGGCAGGCAGGCGUUGCACAACGCAAGAGAAGGUCCUGCCUCUCACGAGCCGACAGGCAGCUUGAAGAACCGUUCUGUCAGCGAGCUGGACCACAAGACGGUCCUACUUGACAGCUUCAUCGCAGGCGCCAGCGCUGGAGCCGUUGCUUCUCUCGUCACCACGCCUUUCGAUGUUGGCAAGACCCGCCAACAAGUCGCUCGCCAUUCUGCCGACUCCGCAUCUGCCGCCCUUGCUGGCGUACGUCCUGAGGAUAAGCUUAUGCCUCGAUUCUUGUGGCACAUCUACAAGACCGAGGGUGUCGCUGGCUUGUUCAAGGGAUGGGCUGCUCGCACAAUGAAGGUUGCACCUGCCUGCGCCAUCAUGAUCAGCAGUUAUGAGAUUGGCAAGAAGAUGGCUGGCAGCAUGAAUGAGAAGGCUGUCAAGGAGUCAUCAUCAUAA
Molecule: messenger RNA, 1293 nt
Organism: Aureobasidium melanogenum CBS 110374
Lineage: Eukaryota; Fungi; Ascomycota; Dothideomycetes; Dothideales; Saccotheciaceae
Product: mitochondrial carrier protein-like protein
Exons: 2
Coding region: 1-1293 (430 amino acids)
Biological process (GO): mitochondrial transmembrane transport
Source: RefSeq, a predicted model, not a curated record